This is a messenger RNA of Nanorana parkeri, 1451 nucleotides long. It is a transcript of the gene PLEKHF2, whose product is annotated as pleckstrin homology and FYVE domain containing 2. Lineage: Eukaryota; Metazoa; Chordata; Amphibia; Anura; Dicroglossidae. The coding region runs from base 261 to 1010 and encodes 249 amino acids. Gene Ontology annotation, molecular function: metal ion binding; phosphatidylinositol binding. The transcript is spliced from 2 exons. The record is from RefSeq and is a predicted model, not a curated record.
GUACGAGUUCUCCAUGGAAUAACAAGCCUGUUUCCUGGCAUGUGCGCGGUGUGCCCCCCGGGAGGGCGGGGCCUGGUGACAUGUGAUGAGAGGCGUGGCCGCUGUAUUUAUCGCAACGCCGCGCUUCCUUCCCCCCCGGUGACGGGAGGCUGUGGGAUCGGGCAGAUCCUGGAGAGACGGUCCGCGGGAAGAUAGGAGGCUCGGUGUGAGCUGGGAAACACCCUGGGCGUCCCCGACCAUUCCGAUCUGGUGAGUAAAAAAUGGUGGAUCGUCUGGCAAACAGCGAAGCCAAUUCAAAACGUAUCAAUGUAGUGGAAAGCUGCUUUGGAACAGCUGGACAACCGCUGGCUAUCGAAGGUCGAGUUCUCAUUGGAGAAGGUGUGUUAACAAAACUCUGCAGGAAGAAACCAAAAGCCCGGCAGUUCUUCCUGUUCAAUGACAUUUUGGUGUAUGGCAAUAUUGUCAUUCAAAAGAAGAAGUACAACAAACAGCACAUCAUCCCUCUCGAAAAUGUUACAAUAGACUCCAUACCAGACGAGGGGGACUUGCGCAAUGGGUGGCUCAUCAAAACCCCUACCAAGUCGUUUGCAGUGUAUGCCGCCACAGCAACCGAGAAAUCCGAAUGGAUGAAUCACCUCAACAAGUGUGUUUACGAUCUUAUUUCUAAAAGUGGCAAGACCCCAAAUAGCGAACACGCGGCGGUGUGGAUUCCAGAUUCUGAGGCUCAUACUUGCAUGCGCUGUAAGAAAGUGAAGUUUACCCCCGUUAACCGGAGACAUCACUGCCGGAAAUGUGGUUUUGUCAUUUGCGGACCUUGCUCUGAGAAAAGGUUCCUUUUGCCGAACCAAUCUUCAAAGGCUGUACGGGUUUGCGAUUACUGCUUUGAGCGAUUGUGUAGUGGAGAUUUGUCUUCCAAUCCGUCAACCAGAUCAGACUCCCUAUCCAGUUCCCCCAAAACAACCGAUCACCUGUCUGAUGAUGACGACGACGAUGAUGACAGCAGUGACUAAACCUUUUAAGAAGCACACAUUGGAAGGCUUGAUUUUUGGAGGGCCGAUUGGUGGAGCUAAGAUAAAUUUGUGCUGCUUUUUUUAACUGGGACCGUUUAAAGUGAACACUCAUUGGCUGAGCAACCCCUGCGUUAUUGAUUACCCUUUGCCUGAGAAUAUUUAACGAUAUGUGCCUUGAUAUAACAAUCGUGUUUUUGGUUCUUUCAGGGAUUGCUUUAUAAACCUGUAAAGCUUUUAAUUUUCUCUUCUGAAGCUCCUGCAGGUAGAUUUGAUGAUCACAAUCUAAGAAAUCUGAGAAUUCUUCUACUUGUCGUGGUUUUAUAAAUAUCAGAACAGUGACUGAAUCCAGUCAGUGAUUUCAGGUGCCUUAUUAGUGCUAAGAAGGGACUUCCCUCUGUUGGUGCAUAGUCAGACACUAUAGAAAUAAAAUCUUCAUUUAUA